Molecule: messenger RNA, 2298 nt
Organism: Papaver somniferum (opium poppy)
Lineage: Eukaryota; Viridiplantae; Streptophyta; Magnoliopsida; Ranunculales; Papaveraceae
Product: putative clathrin assembly protein At5g35200
Exons: 15
Coding region: 176-1936 (586 amino acids)
Biological process (GO): vesicle budding from membrane; clathrin coat assembly; clathrin-dependent endocytosis
Cellular component (GO): clathrin-coated vesicle; clathrin-coated pit
Molecular function (GO): 1-phosphatidylinositol binding; clathrin heavy chain binding; phosphatidylinositol-4,5-bisphosphate binding
Source: RefSeq, a predicted model, not a curated record
AUAGCAAUAUAUGUAUGUCUUUACGACGCCGACGAGUCAACUAAUUAAUAACUUCUGUUUUCUUCUUCUUCUUCUUCGCUUCGCUGUUUCUCUCCAUCCUUCCAGAGCUGAGCCAGAGAGAAACAGAGAGAUUCCAUAGUAUUGUCAUCAGAGGGCUGCUAAAUUGGGAGAAAUAAUGUCGGGAGGGGGCGGUACACAGAAGAGCUUGAGGAAAGCAUUGGGAGCGAUUAAGGACUCCACUACUGUUGGAUUAGCUAAAGUUAAUAGUGAUUACAAGGAAUUGGAUAUUGCCAUAGUUAGAGCUACAAACCAUGUAGAACGGCCAGCCAAGGAAAAACAUAUACGAGCUAUAUUUGCUGCGGUUUCAGCUACAAGACCACGGGCUGAUGUUGCAUACUGCAUCCAUGCUCUAUCCAGGCGUCUUGCAAAGACGCAUAAUUGGGCGGUUGCAAUGAAAACCUUAAUUGUUAUACACCGUGCUUUGAGGGAAGUGGACCCCUCAUUUCGUGAAGAACUCAUUAACUAUGGAAGAAGCAGGAGUCAUAUGCUCAACAUGGCUCAUUUUAAGGAUGAUUCAAGUCCAAAUGCUUGGGAUUAUUCUGCGUGGGUUCGCACCUAUGCGUUGUAUCUGGAGGAGAGGCUUGAAUGUUUCCGUGUCUUGAAGUAUGACGUUGAAACCGACCCCCCAGUAAGUUAUCUAUACAAUAUACUCUCCAAUCCAAUACUUCUGUUGUCAUUGCUGCUUCAUUGUGACACCAGAAGUAUAUGUAACUUUGGUUGUUGUCUGCAGAGAACUAGGGAUUUGGAUACAAUGGAUUUGCUUGAGCACUUGCCAGCUUUACAACAGCUCCUUUUCCGAGUUCUUGGUUGCCAGCCACAAGGAGCAGCAGUUUACAACUUCGUGAUCCAGUUAGCACUUUCAAUGGUCGCUGGGGAAAGCAUUAAAAUCUAUAAUGCUAUCAGCGAUGGUACAGUUAAUUUGGUUGACAAGUUCUUUGAGAUGCGAAGACACGAUGCUGUUCGUGCACUUGACAUUUAUAGAAGGGCUGGAUUACAGGGUGGGAGAUUGUCUGAAUUUUAUGAAAUAUGUAAAAGUCUUGAUCUUGGACGUGGGGAAAGAUUUAUUAAAAUUGAGCAGCCCCCACAGUCAUUCUUAACUGCCAUGGAGGAUUAUGUGAAAGAAGCUCCACGAGCUUCAUCAGUUUCCAAGGUUGCUGGUGAGAAAAUUGCUGCCCCGAAAGAGAUAUUAGCCAUAGAGUACAAGAAAACCGAAGAAGUGGAGGUUGAACCUGCAGCAUCUCCCCCUUCCCCUCCCCAAGAACCAAUUAAAGUGGAAGCCCCUGUUUCAGAACCACCGGAUCUAUUGGGUUUGAACGAUAUGAAUCCAGAUGCAUCAGAGUUGGAUGACAGAAAUGCGAUGGCUCUUGCCAUUGUUCCUGUUGCUGAUGCCUUAGCUCCUGCUGCUUCAGAUUUUGCUAAUGCAACUACAGGCUGGGAGUUGGCACUUGUCACUGCCCCAAGUUCAAAUGAAAGUGCUGCUGUCGCCAGCAAGCUGGCGGGUGGACUAGACUUGCUUACAUUGGACAGUCUGUACGACGAUGCAAUGCGGCGAAACACCCAAACCACAAGCUACAAUCCAUGGGAACAACAAGCACCUAUGGCAGGUUCCUUCAUGCAACCACAGGUAGCACACGACCCCUUUCUUGCCUCCAACAUGGUGGCUGCACCUGCUUCGGUACAGAUGGCAGCAAUGGCCCAACACCAACAGUCUUUCAUGUGGCAACAACAGCAACAGCAGCAGCAAGAAAUGAUGAUGAUGGGCCAGCAACAGCACCAGCCUUCAAAUCCUUUUGGCCCAUCAUAUGGGGUUGGCCUUCACCCUUACGGCUCAGGUAUGCCUAUCCAGACCUACAAUCCAAACGCCGGACUUAUAUAGAAUCUGUGGACAGUAGAAAUGACAAGAACAUUCUGUAUGGAAAUGAGCAGGGCCGGCCCCGACAUAAAGUGGCCAAAGUUUUUAGGCAAUAUAUUUUUAGGGGCAUCAUUUUUUUAUUUAUCUUUUCGUUAAGAUACAUUGGAUUAAUGAUGUAAGUUUUUAACAAAAAAAAAGUCAAAACCUUUUUAUAGGUGUAUUCAAUUUAUAGAUAAUCGAGAAUGUGUAUAAAUCCGUGGUAUUCAAACUAGAAUUAUAUGGGAAGGCGUUUUACCAACACUGUGUAUCUUUACUCUCUCUCUCUUCUCUGUGAAUCGGCAAUAAUGCAGUAUUAACUUAGCACUUCAUGAAUCUAUUCCUUUCUC